Molecule: messenger RNA, 986 nt
Organism: Wasmannia auropunctata (little fire ant)
Lineage: Eukaryota; Metazoa; Arthropoda; Insecta; Hymenoptera; Formicidae
Exons: 2
Coding region: 77-856 (259 amino acids)
Source: RefSeq, a predicted model, not a curated record
AGUUACGUCUCUUUAUUCAUACUUCAUGGGUCAAACGCGUCAUUCAACAAGUGAUUAGAUCAAAACAAUCAAUAGGAUGGAUAAUAAUAGUGAGGUAGCAUCGCUGUCACACAAUGAUUCAAUUUCUACUGCAAUCAGUGCUGCAAAAUGCCACGAGGAAGAUACAUCAACCGAAGAGGUUUCCUUGCUUCGACACUUACAAAGGGCUAUCUCAGAGACAACAGAAGAGAAUGCUGCAUAUACAAAGGACAUGGUGACUUUAUUAGCUAAAUUGAAUCUUGAUGUCAAAGCAUUUCCCAAUGACAUAAAAGAAGGUUUAGAAAAGUUGUCUUUGAUCCUGAAAACUGAGAAGUUAUUCGAAUUUGACGAGACGGCAUUACGGAUGAUUAGAGAACGAAAAAUCAUAGAGGAAAAAAGAUCGCAGCGAGAGGAGAAGCAGAUGUCCAUGCAGUACGAUAAAUUGUUUAGAAACUGCACAAAACUGCAGGCAAAGCUUGACCAUCUUCAAGAUGCGGUUGAUUCUGUCAAGAAUGUUAUUGACACUACAGAGGAGGAGAAGAAUAAUAUGUAUUGCAACAAAGUUUUCCUGUCUACAAAAUUGAAGGAGUAUCAACAAACUGUGGAAAAAUUGGAGGCAGAUUUAAGUGACAUGCAAGUCGACGAAUUUUUUUCAGAGAAAAUAUUGAAUAAAUAUAAAUUAUAUCUAGAGAAGUCAAGCAAGUUGACAGAUCUUAAUCAAUCGCUCGCUCAAUAUGGUGAUCUACCGCCCAACUUACUGCAGGCAAAAUUACUGGUGGAAAGCAAGAGGAAAGAAUAUGAGAACUUAGAACAGAUAUUUUUGGAAAAGACUCAGUAAAUUUAAGUUUAAUAUAACAUUUUGAACUAAAUUUUAAUAUAUUUCAGUAUUUGCAAUGCUCUUCAAUACAGAUGUUAUUAAUUUAUCUUAAUAAAUAAAGAUUGUUUAUAUUUGCACUUAAAAAAAAAAA